Electrophorus electricus (electric eel) is the source of this 1073-nucleotide messenger RNA. The record is from RefSeq and is a predicted model, not a curated record. NCBI's taxonomy places the organism in Eukaryota, Metazoa, Chordata, Actinopteri, Gymnotiformes, Gymnotidae.
UAUGCCCAGUGCCGAACACACUAACACCAGCAAGCAACACGGGCAACGUUAAGCUCCAGCAGAGGGACUGGAGGAGAAGCAGCCAUGCUGGUGAAACUGCAUGUCCCUCACACGGCGGAUGGACUGAAUCUGAGGCUGGAAGGCACAAAAGUCAUUGUAGUGUCUGUAGUCACCGCAUUCAAACAGAAACCAUGUGCCCAGAGGGUGGGGCAGUCAUUUUCCUGGAUCUCCAUCUUGUUGCCCUGGAAGUCGCACAGCUCAUACAAGCAGAUCUUGUGCUCCACGGUGUCCUGCAGCACAAAGGCAAAGUGCUGAAAGGCAAGAUGACUCACCACUGCACCAAGUUUUCGGGCCAUUGGAAGAUUAUUGUGUAUGAUGAAGAGUGCUUUCAAGGCCGGCACCAUGAGUUUACCUCUGAGUGUUGCAACGUAAUGGACUUUGGUUUUGAGAGUGUCCGCUCACUGAGGGUACACAGUGGAGCGUGGGUGGGCUAUGAGCACCCAUUGUAUCAGGGCCAGCAGUUGGUGCUGGAGUGUGGGGACUACCCUCAGUGUGAUGCCUUUGGAGGAAACAAUGCUUACCACAUUGAGAGGAUGACUUCCUUCAGGCCAAUUUCCUGUGCUAACCAUAGGGAGAGUAGGAUGACAAUCUAUGAGAAGGAAAACUACCUGGGAUGCAAGGGGGAGCUUAGUGAUGACUACCCCUCGCUGCAGGCCAUGGGCUGGGGCAACACUGAAGUGGGCUCCAUGCGUGUUCACUCUGGAGCAUUUGUCUGCUACCAGUACCCUGGCUUCCAUGGAUUUCAGUACAUCAUGGAGUGUGACCGACAUGCUGGAGAGUACAAAUACUUUAGGGAAUUCGGUUCCCAUUGUCAAACUCCUCAGAUCCAGUCCAUUCGUCGUAUCCAGCAGUAACUUACCGCCACUCAACUCUCAUCUUACACAUCAUUGCCCAAAUCUCAAUAAACUGUUUUUCAUAAACUUAACUGUUUACACAACUGGAUUUAACAAUAACAUUAAAUUUUUGUUUAUAACAUUCCAUUUCGCUACUUGAUUUCAGCUUGAUAACUGAAA